This is a messenger RNA of Penicillium olsonii, 1623 nucleotides long. The record is from the annotation of a GenBank genome assembly. Lineage: Eukaryota; Fungi; Ascomycota; Eurotiomycetes; Eurotiales; Aspergillaceae.
AUGGUCCAAGAUACCAUCUUCUUCAAUGGACGCAUCCUAACAAAGGCUGGCGCCGGUCUCGAUGGACAGCCAGUGUUCGCGGAUAGUAUGCUCGUGAAAGAUGGAGCCAUCGCUGCGACAGGGAAAUUUGAAGAGCUCAUCUCUGGAUGUUCAUCCGAGGUCCAACGCCGCGACCUCGAACAGCAGACCGUUCUCCCGAGUUUCAUCGAUGGCCACAUGCACCUUCUUCUGCUUGGACAAUCACUUCGCAAACUGGAUCUCCGACCCUGUAAAUCACUGGAGGAGAUUCGAUCAACUAUCAAGGCGUAUGCGGUCGCCAACCCUGAUGUACCGACUAUUCUAUGCAAAGGCUGGAUGCAUUCCCAGACCCCAGGCGGGGUAAACGCCACGAUGCUUGAUGAUAUUGACCCAAGGCCCAUCUUCAUUGAUGCAAGCUCGCUGCACUCAUGCUGGAUGAACUCCAGUGCUCUGAAACAACUCGGCGCUGAAACCAUGUCCGACCCACCAGGUGGCAGCAUCCACCGGGACGCAGAGGGCAAGCCUUCAGGUGUCAUGGACGAAGGUGCCGUAAUGUCAAUUAUCUGGCCAUUCCAAGCAGUCUCCUCAUCAAAGGAAGAGCGCAUUGAGUCGAUUCUCCAGGCAAUCCAUGAAUACAACGCAGCGGGAUAUACCGGCGUUAUUGAAAUGGCCAUGGACGAGGAAGCAUGGGACAGCCUUUUGACUCUUCGCUCGCAAAAUCCAGAUCUCCCCAUGCGUGUGUCCGCAUACUGGCUCAUUAAACCAACUGGAGAUCACGAAGCAAACACCAAGCAGGUGCACCGUGCGAUUGAACUGGCUGGAAAGUAUAACUCGACCACGAGCCCCGACGUUCGGAUUGUCGGCAUCAAGAUAAUCUGCGACGGUAUCAUCGAUGCCUGCACUGCAUUCCUGUCACAGCCAUACGCGCCUGUCGACUCACCACCGCCGAUCUGGGAGGCCGAGCAUCUGUAUCCCGUUGUUGCUCAAGGCGACAAGGCAGGUCUUCAGAUCGCCCUUCAUGCCAUUGGAGACGGGGCAAUCAAACUCGCGAUUGGUGCAAUCGAGAAGCACGCCACUCCCGGGAGGCGCCACCGCAUUGAGCACCUUGAGCUCGCAUCUCCCGAGGAUGCUAAGAGACUUGGAGAACUGGGCCUGACGGCUUCCAUCCAGCCUGUCCAUGCCGAUCCCUCCAUUCUCACAGAGUGGCCGCGCCUCCUUGGAGAGGACCGUUGUAAGAGGGCGUUUGCAUACCGUGAGUUCGCGGAUGCUGGGGCUCUGAUGGCCAUUGGAAGUGAUAGUCCUACCUCGCCGUGGGCUCCGAUGGAGAAUCUCUAUGUGGCCACCACGCGGAAAUCUUCCCGAAACCUUCAAUAUACCAAGGUUGUGAAUGAAAAUUUCCGAUUGGGGAUGUGCGAGUCAAUUGUUGCUGCCAGCGGGGGUGCAGCUCGCAGUGUAUUUGCGGAUGAGCGCACUGGUAGCUUGGAAGUGGGUAAAUUAGCGGACUUUGUUGUUGUUGAUAUGAAGUGGGAUGCCGAUGCGUUAUUGGAGGCAAAGAUCAAGGAAACCUGGUUUGCAGGAAGAAAAGUCUGGUCCAAAGACCAGUGA